AUGAGUUAAUAAGUUGAAUUAACAUCUGUAUUUGGAUUAAAUUUCUUACUCAUAUUGUUCACUUUAAUUUGCUAUCAUGUGUUAUUUGUAAGGAAAGGAAUUUACUUUCCAGGACCAGAAGAUGGAUCAAUACUGCUGAUAUAAAAUUCAUUCAUAACAAUAAAGCAUAAUAUUAAACUUCUUUUAGCAUUUGAUAAGGAAUAUUAUACUAGAGUUUGUGGGUAUUUGAAAUUAUAAUUUGAUUAGGAUUGAUGGAUACUAGUAUCUCUAUUUCAUUAGAUCCCUUAUAAAAUUAUAAUUAGCAUUUUUUUUUAUUGCCAUCAUAUCAGGUAUAUUUCCAGCAAAAAAAACUAGUUUGAUAAUUAUUGAUUAAGACUUUACUCCUUCUUUCUAAUUUUGUAUGACUUUAAUAUAUUGUGGAAUGCUGAUGCUAUUUGUUUAUAAUAUGUUAGAGGAGAUUAAAAAUUCAGAGAUACACUCAGAAGGACAAGUUGAUAUAAUAAGAUAACAUUCUAUAUUUAUAAAAGGAAUAAAGGAAGAUGUGACAUAAGAAGAUAUUAAAAAUUAUUUUUAAUUACUAUUUGUUAAUAUACCUGCUAGAGUAUUAUCUGUAGUGAUAAUUCCUAAAUAUCCCAUUAAGGAAAUAAAGAAUCAUAAAGAAAAUGAAUUAUAUUUGCAACAUAAAAAUCAAUUACUUCUAAGUUGUUUUUCUCCAAAAUUAAAAGAAAUUCCUUAAGUUGAACCUAACAGUGGUCAUGCUAUUAUAACUUUUGAUUCAGUUUAAGCAGUUAAUUAAAGUCUAUAAUUAUUUAAUAUGGAGUUUGCAGGCUGUUAAAAAGUUAAUGUUGCAGAAAAUGAAGAAGCUGAUAGAAUUAAAAUCAGUAAUACUUAUAUUUUAGCAUAUGAAGCUCCAGAUCCUUUUGAUGUAAUUUACAUAUAUUUAAAUACUACUUUAAAAAAUUUAAUGUUAAGAAGGUUUUUGUUAUAAAUCCUUCUUAUUUUAGUUUUACUAUUUUUCACAACUCCAACAAGCAUCAUAGAAUUUAUAGGAUUUGAUAAAUCAAUAAUAAAAGAAGAAGAAUAAGGGAAGAUAUCAAUAUUUAGAUAAUAUUUCUCUUUGAUUUUAGUUGUAUUGAUAAAUAGUGCUCUACUUUUAUUAAUUUAAUUGUCUUCUAGAUGGGAAAGACAUAUUAGCAAAUCAUAAUAUUAGAUUAGAAUAUUUAACCCAUGUGUUUUUUAUUUAACAAUGAAUAUGUUGGUGAUUCCAUCAAUUUCAUUUUUGGCUGUUCAUAAUGUUUAUUAAAUUGUUAUGUAAGGUGCCACAAAUAUGAUUUCAGCAAUACAAGCUGUUUAUUUUGUAAUAUUAUUUUACUAAAUAUAAGUUAAACAAUGGGAGAUUUUUUAUAGGAAUAAUAAUCUAAGCUGGUUGCGUAUCAUUAAUAACAAUGUUGAGAUUAGAUGAAAUAUUUACUAGUUACAUAAGUGUUUAAUAUACUUAAUUAAAAAGAAAGCAUUUUAAGAUUUAUCCUUAUCUCUAACCUCUUGGAGAUAUAUUUUCAUAUGGAUAUUAUUAUGGAUUGUAAAUUACUGUAUUAUUUAUUGUAAUGACAUUUUCUACAAAUAUUCCAUUUAUUCAUUUAGCAGGUGUUUUUUAUUCAAUGUGUAGAUUUUAUGUGGAUAGUUUAAAUUUAUAAACUGUUUUUGGUCAAGAAAUUAAAUCAAAUAAUAAUCUUAUUUAAACAGCAUUAAUCACUAGUUUUUAUACCAUAUAUCCAAAAUUGCUAUUAAAUUUAGUUAUGUUUGUAUUAGAAUGGAAUACUAAAUUUACUCUCUUAACAAUUGCUACUUUCAUCAUAUCAGUGAUAAUAAUAGUAUAAAUAAAAGUUAAGCUUGAUCGUUUUACUAAUUAGAAUAUACUUGCCGAUAACAAAAUAAAUCUAAUUAUGAAUUAUAAUAUUUAUUAACAUCCACUUUCAAAGUGA
Messenger RNA from Paramecium pentaurelia, 1982 nucleotides. Lineage: Eukaryota; Ciliophora; Oligohymenophorea; Peniculida; Parameciidae. The record is from the annotation of a GenBank genome assembly.